AGUAUUACUGUAUUUUGAGGCUCAGUUUUCAGAUGUAUGAAAAGAAGAGUGAAAUUUUAUCGGAUUUGUUAUUAACUUUUUUACAUGCACACAUUAAAUGAAAACGUAAAGCGGGAGAAUUCGGUUUAUUUUCUGUGAUUAUUUAAAAUGGCUAGUACUUCAUUAAUGCCUAAAGGGGUUAUAUCAAUUAAUGGCAAAAGUGGUAACUCACUUGUUUCUCAACCUAAACAAGAUAUUAAUCCAUCUUCAUCAAAUAAUAUUCAAGAUACAAAAUCGGAUGAGACAUUAACUCAAGAGAAAAACAAUGUAGCCGCCUUGCAGAAAGCCAUUGUUGCCAUGGAAGAAAAGGGUCUUCAAGCAGAUCCAAGAUAUUCUCAGUUAUUAGCUCUAAAGGCCAGGGUUUCGGGCAUAGGAGAUACAAACUCUAUUUUAUCCACAAAUCAAAUGAAACAACUUAGAAGCCAAAUUAUGGCCUACAGAUGUUUAGCAAGAAAUCAACCAGUUCCUUCUUCAAUAGUUGUGGGAUUAAAUAGCCAUGGACCGGAAAAACUAAAUCAUAUCCAAGAACUUCAAAAAAAAUCAGAUAUAACAAAAAGUGGGCAAACAGAUACUCAACUUGUUCAAAACCAACAGAAACCUUCUGAUUCAGAAUUAUCUGUUAAGCAAGAAAUUUCACUGACCACAUUAACAAAACCUCACACUAUAGAUCCAGUAGUUCUAUUACAAGAGAGGGAAAACAGAGUUGCUGCUCGUAUUGCAGCACGUAUUGAACAAGUUAGCAAUCUACCAACAGACAUGUCUGAUAAAUUACGUAUACAGGCACAAAUUGAAUUGAGAGCAUUGAGAUGUCUCAAUCUUCAGAGACAACUUCGCAAUGAGGUUUUGAGUUGCGUUCGAAGGGAUACUACUUUGGAAACAGCAGUUAAUGUUAAAGCUUUUAAAAGGACAAAACGUCAAGGAUUGCGAGAAGCUAGAGCCACUGAAAAAUUGGAAAAGCAACAGAAGUUGGAAGCUGAAAGAAAGAAACGGCAGAAAAAUCAAGAAUUUUUAAAUAAUGUCUUGACACAUGCGAAAGAGUUUAAAGAAUUUCAUAGGCAGAACCAAACGAAAAUAUCUAAACUCAAUAAAGCCAUUAUGACUUAUCAUGCUAAUGCAGAGAGGGAACAAAAGAAGGAACAAGAAAGAAGAGAAAAGGAGCGAAUGAAGAAAUUGAUGGCUGAAGAUGAAGAAGGUUACAGACAACUCAUUGAUCAAAAGAAAGACAAACGUUUGGCUUUCUUAUUGUCUCAGACGGAUGAAUACAUCAGUAAUCUUACGGAGAUGGUGAAACAACACAAAAUUGAACAAAAUAAUAAGAAAAAAGAGGAAGAGCGACGCAAACGGAGACAGGAAAAACUACAACAGCCAGAUAGAAAAGUUACAGUCAUUGAAAUUGCCACUGGAAAUAAAGUUAGUGGAGAAAAUGCACCAACAGUUAAGGAUCUACCAGAAUGGUUGCAACAACAUCCUGGUUGGGAAAUGGUUGAUUCUGAAGAUGAAGAGGAAAGUGAUGAAGAAAGAGGCGAAGAUGAUUAUGAUGAAAAUAAAGAAAUCGAUGCUAAAGAAGUUAUCGAAAAAGCAAAAGUUGAAGAUGAUGAGUACCAUAAAAAUACAACUGAAGAACAAACCUACUAUGGCAUAGCUCAUACAGUAAGUGAAACUGUUACAUCACAAGCAUCAAUUAUGGUGAAUGGUCAACUAAAAGAAUACCAAAUCAAGGGUUUGGAAUGGAUGGUUUCGCUGUAUAACAAUAAUCUAAAUGGAAUAUUGGCUGAUGAAAUGGGUUUAGGAAAAACUAUUCAAACCAUUGCCCUUAUAACUUAUUUGAUGGAAAGGAAAAAAGUGAAUGGACCAUUUUUGAUAAUUGUGCCAUUGUCAACUAUUUCAAAUUGGAUGUUGGAAUUUGAAAAAUGGGCUCCAACAGUUGUAGUCGUUUCUUAUAAGGGAUCACCUUGUACAAGAAAGUUGAUACAAAGUCAAAUGAAAUCUACAAAAUUCAAUGUUCUACUCACUACUUACGAAUAUAUAAUUAAAGAUAAAGGUGUACUUUCUAAAGUUCCUUUCAAAUAUAUGAUCGUAGAUGAAGGGCACCGUAUGAAGAAUCAUCAUUGCAAAUUGACUCAAACAUUGAAUACACAUUACAUGGCACCCUAUCGUUUACUUUUAACAGGUACUCCAUUGCAGAAUAAAUUACCAGAAUUGUGGGCGCUGUUAAAUUUCUUACUACCGUCCAUAUUUAAGAGUUGCUCUACGUUUGAACAAUGGUUCAAUGCUCCAUUCGCUACUACUGGUGAAAAGGUGGAAUUGAACGAGGAAGAAACUAUUCUGAUCAUUCGACGUCUUCAUAAAGUUCUUAGACCGUUUUUAUUGAGAAGGUUGAAAAAAGAAGUAGAGUCACAGCUUCCCGAUAAAGUGGAAUAUAUAAUAAAAUGCGAAAUGUCUGGUCUACAAAAAGUUCUUUACCAGCACAUGCAAAGUAGAGGAGUCUUAUUAACAGACGGUUCUGAAAAGGGCGGUAGAGGUAGAGGAGGCGGAGUUAAAGCCAUAAUGAAUACCAUUAUGCAGUUGAGAAAGUUAUGUAAUCAUCCAUUCAUGUUUCAAGCAAUCGAAGAGAAGUAUUGUGAUUUUGUUGGAAUGGCUGGUGGUCUAACAUCUGGACCCGAUAUCUAUAGGGCGUCUGGUAAAUUUGAAUUAUUGGAAAGAGUAUUGCCGAAAUUGAAGAUCAGAAAUCAUCGUGUCCUCUUGUUCUGUCAAAUGACUACUUUGAUGAACAUCAUGGAAGAUUAUCUGAUAUGGAGAGGUUACAAAUACUUGAGAUUAGAUGGUAUGGUUAAAUCCGAAGACCGGGCAGAUUUACUCAAACGUUUUAACGCCAAAGAUAGCGAAUAUUUCUUGUUCUUAUUAUCUACGAGAGCCGGUGGUUUAGGUUUGAAUUUGCAAAGUGCAGAUACAGUCAUUAUAUUCGAUUCCGAUUGGAACCCUCAUCAGGAUUUACAAGCCCAAGAUCGUGCCCAUCGUAUAGGUCAACAAAACGAAGUUAGAGUUUUGCGUUUGAUGACAGUUAACUCUGUAGAAGAACGUAUAUUGGCGGCCGCCAAAUAUAAAUUAAUUAUGGACGAAAAGGUCAUUCAAGCUGGUAUGUUCGAUCAAAAAUCGACGGGAUCCGAACGACACCAAUUUCUUCAAAGUAUUCUACAUCAUGAUGGUAGCGACGAAGAGGAGGAAAAUGAAGUGCCUGACGAUGAAACGGUCAAUCAGAUGUUGGCCAGAAACGAAGAAGAAUUCCAACUUUUCCAAAAAAUGGAUAUGGAAAGAAAGGAAUUGGAAAAAUUCGGUAAACCUCGAUUAAUACAAGAAAGUGAAUUGCCAGAAUGGUUGCUGAAACAAGGAGAGGAAAUGGAUUCUUGGGGUUUAGAUGAUCAAGAUACAAUAUUAGGAAGAGGUAGUCGGCAAAGGAAGGAAGUCGAUUAUGCGGAUAGUUUGACUGAAAAAGAAUGGCUCAAAGCCAUCGAUGAAGAUGGAAAUUACGAAGACGACGAUGAAGAGGAGAAAGAACCAAAGAAAAAAAGAGGUAGGAAGAAAAAGAGACGAGACGAAGAAGAAGAAGCGAGUACUACGAAAAGGCGUAAAGUUCAUUUAGAAGAGAUAAAACUAAAGAAAAAAAUGAAGAUGUUGAUGAAUAUUGUUAUUAACUACAAAGAUAGAGAUGAAAGACAACUCAGUGAUCCUUUCAUUAAAUUACCAUCUAGGAAAGAUUUGCCUGGCUAUUAUGCUGUUAUAAAGAAACCAAUUGAUAUUGCAAAAAUUUUAUCAAAUAUUGACGAAGGCAAAUAUUACAGUAUGCUAGAUAUGGAACGCGAUUUCAUGUUGCUCUGCCAAAACGCUCAACAAUACAAUGAGGAAGCUUCCAUCAUUCACGAAGAUAGUAUUGUUUUGCAACAAGUUUUUAUGAGCGCCAAAGAAAAAAUCGAAGCCGCCGGAGAUAUGGACUACGGUCAAGAUAAUACCCAAACAGAAACUGGUGAAAAGAAAGAAAAAAUUAAACGUCCUCGUGGUAGACCGAGAAAAAUUAGACCGCCAGAAGAAGUUCCUCCGAUGCCAACACCACCCGCACCGGCGCCAGUAUCACUUGUUCCGACGCCUCCGCCACAAAUGGAAGAAUCCUAAAUAGUGAUAGUUACCGAUUACAAUUGCUUCUACCGAAAUGUUGAUUGAGUAAUUAUAGUGUCAAAAAUGUCGAAUUGAAGCAACUGCGAAUUCGGUUAUCAAGUAUCUGACUUUAUAUACCGAGUUUGAGACAUUUUAAUGAGGGAAACUUUUGAAUUAGUUGCUAUUUUUGUGUAUAGAACUGAAAAAUUAUUGCGUUCUACGGAAAGUGUAAAUCUGUAGCUGGAGAUUACAAGUUUCAAACAGAAAUUUAGUUAGGUGAAGUUAAGGUUUUGAUACAAAAUAUAUCAUAUGUGAAGAAUAUAUCCAAACAAAACAAAAAUAGUAAAAUACUAAAGUUAAUAAAACAAGUAUCAUUAUAAAGUAAAUGUUUUUCUAAAUGUCCACUGAUGUUUUUCUAUUUUAAUAACUGAACAAGUUGGAAGUUGAUUUUUAUUUAGGCAAUGUAUAUCAUAAUAUGAAUUUAUUUAUUGUCAC
Molecule: messenger RNA, 4683 nt
Organism: Diorhabda sublineata
Lineage: Eukaryota; Metazoa; Arthropoda; Insecta; Coleoptera; Chrysomelidae
Product: ATP-dependent helicase brm-like
Exons: 16
Coding region: 148-4206 (1352 amino acids)
Biological process (GO): positive regulation of transcription by RNA polymerase II
Cellular component (GO): nucleus
Molecular function (GO): transcription factor binding; ATP-dependent chromatin remodeler activity; DNA binding
Source: RefSeq, a predicted model, not a curated record